Aegilops tauschii subsp. strangulata is the source of this 2466-nucleotide messenger RNA. RefSeq lists its product as uncharacterized. The record is from RefSeq and is a predicted model, not a curated record. Lineage: Eukaryota; Viridiplantae; Streptophyta; Magnoliopsida; Poales; Poaceae.
AUGAAGAGGCUCUUUCGGAUGGACAGUGUCACUGGUGUAGCCAGCGUGGAGCUAUGGGUGUUGAUGACCACGCUGCUGCUGGUGAUGAGGUUCCUGCUGGAUUGCUUCGGGCCAUGGCACGCAGACAGAGCCAUGGCGAGCACCGUUCAAGUAAUUGAGAUGUUGAAUUACUCCAUGGUGCACUACUCCAUAGGGCUGAUGCAGCUCUCGGCAAAGAAGGUGAACGAUUACUUCCAGGUCUGGGCGGUGCUUUUGGUAACCUUGCAGUACAGUGUCAAGGUUGGGCGGCUGUACCGGAGAUCCAAGCAAACCCCAUUGCUGGAUCUCAUCUCGUCUUUUUGGGUAGCCAGUCUCCUCCGAAUGCAGACCUUCUCCCUUCUCAGGAUUCCUCUCUGGUUGAUCUGGGCCCUCAAUGCAUUUCGGAUAAUUUCACACUUUUUCUCAUCCGAGAGGGCUGCUACCAUCAACCAAGAGAAUACGAGGCUGGUUAGCGACUAUAUGCGAUACGAGCACACACUCGGUCUCUCUGGUGAUGCAGCUGAUUCGGACGAUGCGUUCAGGAUGCAGUCGUACAAGUACUUGGUCUCUGGGGAAGAUCUGGUGCUGCAUGAUGCCCAACAGGAGAGAAGAACUGAAUCAGCACAAUACAAGAUUCGGUUGGAUCCGAAUAAUAACAAGCUUGUCACCAUAGAGAAGAUAUGGAAUGUUGAUACCGGCAGGUUGCUUGGUGGCGAUACUGAAAACCGAUUGAAGGAUGUCUGCCUCUCAUUCGCGCUGUGCAAGCUCCUGCGUCGUCGGUUCUAUAAUCUCCCGAUACAUGAAGCUAGCCUAAGGAAGACAAAGCGGCUCGUCUUCGACUACAUCCUGCAAGAGAAGAACAACUAUGAGAGGGCAUUCCGCAUCACGAAGGUGGAAUUGUCCUUCCUCCAAGACUUGCUCUAUAGCAAGCAUGCUGCCAUGUUUGCCGGUGGAUUUCCAGUCUUUAGUAUGCUGAUGUCUUUGGUUCUUGUUGCGGCUACCGGCUACCUUGCAUAUCCUGUCCAUUAUAUACCAGAGAGGAUGGAUCAAGCUGAUGAAAAUAUCAUCACUCACGGAGUGACUGUCACUCGCGUCAUAGUUGGUCUUAUCAUUGUAAAGGAGCUGCUGGAGGUCUAUCAAUAUAUAUUCUCGCAAUGGACCAAGGUUCUGCUGAUCUGUAAGUAUAUCAAGCAUCAGUGCAUGCAGAAUCGGAUGGUGGAGGCAGCAAUGAGAAUAAUGUUCUGGUUCGUGAGGUGCAAGUGGGAUCAAAAGAUCUUCCAGUAUAAUCUUCUGAUUUCUUAUUCUCACAUUCGGAAGAAAUUACCCCGAACAAUCAAGUUGGAGUCAGAAGUAAAGACGGCAAUAUUUGAGUCAUUCAAGGGCCUGCAGCAGCAUCCAGAAAGGUUGGAAACCUACUUCUCAAAUGCUUUUGGAUCAAAUAAAGCCCUUAUGCAACAGCUAACAUUGGAAAAUGAACUGGAGGCUGAUACCCACAGGAUACUAGUCUGGCACAUCGCGACAUGCUUCUGCGAGAUCCAUUACUCUGACCAAGUGAAAGAACUGGGUGUUUUUUUGCUUGGAAAUAAUCUCUUGGACAAGGAAUCAAAAACUGCGGAAGUGCGGCCACAUUACUUAACUGCUGUCAGCUUAUCGAACUAUUGUGCAUACCUGCUUACGAAAGCGUUGGUGCCAGACAAUGGCUUUGUUGUUACAAAGGUCUUCAACGCCGUACGUAAGGAAACAUUUUGUGCUACUUAUUGCUCGUUCUUCCAAUCAAUGGGAGAUGUCUAUAACAAACUUCUUAAGAUUGCCACUGAGGUCUCUAGAGCGUCUGAGGAGGUGGUCGGUGCAGAGGGUGAAGCCCCUGAAAGUUCGGUACUCGUUGAGGAAAAGAUCAAGAUGGAAACUAAUGAGGAAGAUCAUGAGGGAGAUACUAAUGAGGAAGAUCAUGAGGGAGAUCACAAUGACUUUAACAAUUCCAAAGCGAAUGACCAGAUACCCGAUAGGGAAGAUGAUAUUUCUGGUGAUGAUGGCAUCCAUAAUUCGAUAACCCAGAUGGGUGCAAGACUUGGAAAGCAGUUGACAGAAGCUUACGGAGACGACAAAGUACACCUAUGGAGGGAUCUAUCGGUGUUCUGGACAGGUUUCCUCCUCCACUUGGCAGCAUCAACCAGGGCAACCAAUAAUCCCCCUUAUCUCAUCGGCGCCAGCGACGACCUCUCCCGCUUCUCCGUCGCCACCACCACGGCCUCGUCCGAGCGGUCCGCGGGUGGCCGCGGGGCAGCCGCCUUCCUCGACGCCUUCCGCUCCUGCUUCGCCCCCGCGGACGCGCGCUCGCCAGAGACCUCCCUCUCUGACGUCGACCUCGACGCCUCCCACCAACGUACGUCGUUCGCGCACGCCUUCCCUGAACCUUUUCUCCAGUGGCCCCUGUGUGUGCUCUCCUGA